Verticillium nonalfalfae is the source of this 321-nucleotide messenger RNA. It is a transcript of the gene RPL44, whose product is annotated as 40s ribosomal protein L44e. The record is from RefSeq and is a predicted model, not a curated record. Bases 1 to 321 code for a protein of 106 amino acids. NCBI's taxonomy places the organism in Eukaryota, Fungi, Ascomycota, Sordariomycetes, Glomerellales, Plectosphaerellaceae. Gene Ontology annotation, molecular function: structural constituent of ribosome. Gene Ontology annotation, cellular component: ribosome; cytosolic large ribosomal subunit. The transcript is spliced from 5 exons. Gene Ontology annotation, biological process: translation.
AUGGUGAACAUUCCCAAGACGCGCAUGACCUACUGCAAGGGGAAGGACUGCAAGAAGCACACCCAGCACAAGGUCACCCAGUACAAGGCCGGCAAGGCCUCGCUCUUCGCGCAGGGUAAGCGUCGUUACGACCGCAAGCAGUCUGGUUACGGUGGUCAGACCAAGCCCGUCUUCCACAAGAAGGCCAAGACGACGAAGAAGGUCGUCCUGCGGUUGGAAUGUGUUAAGUGCAAGACCAAGCUGCAGCUGGCGCUGAAGCGCUGCAAGCACUUCGAGCUCGGUGGCGACAAGAAGACGAAGGGUGCGGCUCUGGUGUUCUAA